Leptopilina boulardi is the source of this 1770-nucleotide messenger RNA. RefSeq lists its product as uncharacterized. Bases 889 to 1680 code for a protein of 263 amino acids. Lineage: Eukaryota; Metazoa; Arthropoda; Insecta; Hymenoptera; Figitidae. The transcript has 3 exons. The record is from RefSeq and is a predicted model, not a curated record.
AUUUCUCUUAUUAUUACCUAUUUGUUUGUUUAAUAAUAUUUGUAGAUUUUAUAAUUCUUUACAUACGCAUGUAUAUACAUAUAUAUAUAUAUAUAUACAUACGUACAUAUGUAUUUUAUUAUACAUUAGUCAUUCUUUAUUCAUGUCAAAAAGGAAGAAUUCUUUAUCUUAUUGCUUUCUACUAUAUCGACAUUUCAAUUAUAAUCUUAUGUCGAUUAAUUAUCAUGCCUUAUGAUAAUUAGUUGACGCUAUUUUAAUUAAUAUUAUUGAUGUUAUUUUCUUGUUGCCAGAAUGUUUUUCAAUCACAAAUAAUGUUAAUAUAAUAAUAUUUCAUGAAUAAUAAUCAUGUUAUUCAACCUAUUUUGUACCAUUAUUAAUAUUAUGUCAUUACUUGUGCUUGACCACUCUGUUAAUCAUAUAUGCAUAACGGUUAAUCUGCAUUAAGGGGCCUUUAACUUGUAAAAUACACAUAAAGUGUAGAAAUAAUAUUUAAAUUCUUUAAUUUAAAUAAAGAAAAAUUUAAAAAUGUUAUAUCGGGAUGUAACAGUCCUCCCUCCUUAGAUUGUGCAUCGUCCUCGAUGGACUAAAAUUUAGAUUUCAUUAUGUGAAAUUUUACAAGUUUUACAAUUUGGAUGUGUAAUACUUUUUGUUUAUAGAAUAUGUUACAAUUUUUGCUGAGUGUAAUAAAGUGAUUAAUGUAGUGUUUAAAGGAAACUUUGCAGCUGCGAGGUAAGUUGAAGUUUAAACAAUAUAACAAUGUAGCUGAUGGUCCAGAUGGCUCCUCGUGAGAAAUUUAAAAUGCUGUUAUCAUCAAAUUGUUACAUGAUGAUCUCAGUAGUCUUGUGAUGAUCCGUGUACAUCCCUUUUGUAAUUAGUCUCGCAUUUACCAUGAGUGCCAACAGUUCGUCCAGCAACGCGUCCACUGAAGAUUUUGGAGAUUUUUGCAUCAACAACAUGCUGCCCCUACCACUACUGAUAGAUCGCGAAAUUCCUCAUGAUCGCGCACCUAGUGACAGGCCAAGGGUGUGGAGUCCGGGAAAAAUCACUCAGUUGGUUUUUCUUGCCUUGAAGUUGGUCCAGCUUUCCCGGGAAGAACGGGAAACCACAGGGCUUCUUGGUUUUUCCCCCAACUUUGAGGUAAGGAAUGCCGGGUCCAAAUCAUCUGGAAAAAUGCGUAUCCGGCGAGUGAGGAAUUCCUGGAGUCCACAUUUUUCUCCUGAGGGCAGGAGAUCUUCUUUGUUCCUGGAACGAGUUCGCGUGGAACAGCAGUUACAGUGUUUACUGGCAGGGGUGAAUCAAAUUCCUGCCGGUAGACCUGACUGUUUGCACAUGUCAAGAGCUGACACGUGUACUAGCUUCCAGGGACAACAUCGGCGUUUUUGUCUAUGUGGACGGUUGCUGAGCAUUACACAGCGGGCAACCAUGUGUAAAUGCGGAACUAAAUUUGAGGAUCCAAGGAUGCCUGGUCCUUCAGAUUCUUCUGUUAAAGAAUAUAUCCCUCCUUAUAAGGUUAUGUGUGGUCGUCAGUGUGAGUGUGGAAAAUAUGUUGUGAAUGAAUUUAGAGUAGAUAAAUGUAGUUGCGGGGCGAAGUUGCCUUAUGCAGCGGAUGCCACCGAGUAUUUUAACCCUAGGCCUAUAGAUCUUAGUUUUAAUAAUACAGAUAUAGACGUAGAAAAUUAAGAUUAUUUUUAACCUUUUAAUAUUUGUAUAUUUUUAUUCUGUUUAAUAUAAUAACAAUAAUAAUAAAAUUUUUACCUUGAUUUUCCUUGA